AUGAGGAUGCGAUUGGUCCUGAUAGUUGUACCCCUCGCCCUCCUCCCCUUACCCCUUUCUGUGCCAACCCCAGCUGGAAAAUGUGCAUAUGGGAUAAUGAUAAUGGCAUUUUAUUGGAUGACGGAGGCAAUCCCAAUGGCUGUAACAGCAUUGUUACCCAUUGUUAUCUUUCCAUGGUUGAGUGUCUUAGAUACUAAAAAAGUCUGCGAGAACUAUUUCAAGGACGCCAACAUGCUAUUUUUUGGUGGGCUGAUGGUGGCAGUAGCCGUGGAAAAGUGGAAUCUGCACAAGAGAAUUGCUCUCAGAGUUCUCAUGCUUGUCGGUUCGAAACCAUGCUGGCUUUUCUUCGGCUUCAUGUCGACCACAGCCUUCCUAAGCAUGUGGAUAAGCAACACAGCGACAACGGCGAUGAUGAUACCAAUCGCCCAGGCAGUACUCAACGAACUAGAGAGCCACAUAAAAAAGGCCAAGGGGGUUAAAAAGAACCUCAGAAACGAUGACAAGAUAAACAGAUGGUUCGAAGAGGUUGGUAAAGGAAUGAGACUGAGUAUAGCGUACGCGGCAAACAUUGGAGGGACUGCCACUUUGACGGGGACCGGCCCGAAUUUGGUUCUUAAGGGUCAAUUAGAUGUGUCGGGAGAGACGGGUUCCGGAAUAAACUUCAGUUCCUGGUUUGUGUUUGCAUUCCCGAAUAUGAUUCUGUCAUUGUUCCUUGCCUGGUUGUGGCUUAUGCUUCUUUUUCUUGGUUUCAAUGACGUCAUAAAGAAAGAGUACGCAAAAUUAGGAAAAAUGAGUUUCGCAGAGGCAGUCAUCUUAUUAUUAUUCAUCCUCCUUGCUCUGCUGUGGCUAACCAGGCACCCGGAAUUCGUUCCUGGCUGGGGAAGCCUUUUAGUCCCGUUUGGUUGGGUGACUGACUCUUGCGUGGCGGUGACAGUAGCAGUCUUGCUUUUCAUGCUGCCUUCAAGAUGUCCUUCAUUUCUCAGGUUCAACUGCAGGCGAGCGCAGAACAAAAAACGCGGCGACGUUGAAAUUAACAUUGUUCCAGCCUUAUUGGAUUGGCCCACUGUACAUAGCAAUAUUCCCUGGAACGUUCUAUUGCUGUUAGGAGGGGGGUUCGCCAUGGCUGAAGCAUGCAAAGAAUCGGGUCUCUCACAGGUCAUAGGUCAAUUUUUCAUCUCCCUCAACUACCUACCAAGGUGGGGUCUUGUAUUUAUUUUGAGCACUCUGACCGCGGGCUUCACGGAAGUGACGAGCAAUGUGGCCACAGCUACUAUCUUCCUGCCCAUUCUUGCUCAGCUGGCCACCACGCUGUCAAUCAAUCCCCUCUACCUCAUGGUGCCCGUUACGAUAUCAGCUUCAUUCGCGUUCAUGCUGCCUGUAGCCACACCACCGAACGCUAUUGUGUUUGCCUAUGGAAAGAUGAAGAUACUGGAUAUGAUGAAAGCUGGAAUAAUACAAAACGUCGUCUGCUUGCUGACCCUUCAACUGGCCAUCAACACCUGGGGUAGGGCCUACUUCAACUUGGAUCAGUUCCCCGAUUGGGCCGGCUGCGGCUUCAAAUGCACGUCGAACUUCACGGAAACAUUCACAAUCGGGCCUGAGUCAAGAGAUUUCGUUAAUGUGUUUUAUAAACGGCAACAAUAA
Helobdella robusta is the source of this 1644-nucleotide messenger RNA. RefSeq lists its product as hypothetical. Lineage: Eukaryota; Metazoa; Annelida; Clitellata; Rhynchobdellida; Glossiphoniidae. The transcript has 16 exons. Gene Ontology annotation, molecular function: transmembrane transporter activity. The record is from RefSeq and is a predicted model, not a curated record. Gene Ontology annotation, biological process: monoatomic anion transmembrane transport. The coding region runs from base 1 to 1644 and encodes 547 amino acids. Gene Ontology annotation, cellular component: membrane.